Molecule: messenger RNA, 4339 nt
Organism: Mirounga angustirostris (Northern elephant seal)
Lineage: Eukaryota; Metazoa; Chordata; Mammalia; Carnivora; Phocidae
Gene: FBXO28
Product: F-box protein 28
Exons: 5
Coding region: 41-1147 (368 amino acids)
Biological process (GO): protein polyubiquitination
Molecular function (GO): protein binding
Source: RefSeq, a predicted model, not a curated record
UGGUCCCCUUGCAGUGGGGGGAAGGAAUCAAACCCCCAAGAUGGCGGCGGCGUCGGAGGAGCGGAUGGCUGAGGAAGGAGGCGGCGGCCACAGCGACGGCGGCCCCUCUUCGGCCAUCGGCUCUGCCCAGCGACUUCCCCCCCCGCCCCCGCCCCCGGCCCCGCAGCCGGGCUCCCAGGCGCCCCCAGCCCCGGCGCUGGCUCCCGACCAGCUGCCUCAAAACAACACGCUGGUGGCGCUGCCCAUCGUAGCCAUCGAGAACAUCCUCAGCUUUAUGUCCUACGACGAAAUUAGCCAGCUCCGCCUGGUUUGUAAAAGAAUGGACUUGGUCUGCCAGAGAAUGUUGAAUCAGGGAUUUCUAAAAGUGGAGAGAUACCACAAUCUAUGUCAGAAACAAGUUAAAGCACAACUUCCAAGGAGGGAGUCAGAAAGAAGAAACCACUCGUUAGCUCGUCACGCGGACAUCCUUGCUGCUGUGGAAACAAGGCUCUCACUGUUAAACAUGACUUUCAUGAAAUAUGUGGAUUCCAAUCUCUGUUGCUUCAUCCCAGGAAAGGUGAUUGAUGAGAUUUAUCGUGUGUUGAGAUACGUCAAUUCUACCAGAGCACCUCAACGAGCUCAUGAAGUACUUCAAGAGUUAAGGGAUAUCUCCUCCAUGGCAAUGGAGUACUUUGACGAGAAGAUCGUGCCCAUUCUGAAGAGGAAGUUACCAGGAUCAGAUGUGUCCGGAAGACUCAUGGGCUCUCCUCCAGUUCCGGGACCUUCUGCAGCCCUCACAACAAUGCAGCUCUUCUCUAAGCAAAACCCUUCACGACAAGAGGUUACCAAACUCCAGCAGCAGGUUAAGACAAACGGUGCCGGUGUGACUGUUCUCAGGCGUGAAAUUUCCGAGCUUCGCACCAAAGUGCAGGAACAGCAGAAGCAGCUUCAAGACCAGGACCAGAAACUGCUAGAGCAGACCCAGAUCAUAGGCGAGCAGAACGCGCGGUUAGCGGAGCUGGAGCGCAAACUGCGGGAAGUCAUGGAGAGCGCGGUGGGAAACUCCUCAGGGGCUGGGCAGAACGAAGAGUCUCCUCGGAAACGGAAAAAGGCAGCUGAAGCCAUAGACUCCCUUAGGAAAUCUAAGCGUCUCCGGAAUAGAAAGUAAAGGGGGGGAGGGUCCUGGCUCCAGAGGAAGACGUGGCUUUAGCAGCUGAAGCAGUUACGCACCUCAGGACGCCCCGGAGGCUUCUGGUCUUUCAGAAAGAACACAACUUCAGCUUGAACUCUUCACAGUUGGGACAGUCUUCUCCCGCUUCUCCUGGUUGAACUGAUGCACAGAACCUUUUUACUUUGCAAUAGAUUUGUACUAACCAGACCUGUCCUAUCAUGUUUUGAGGAGUUAACUUUUUUCUGUGCAGAUAAUGUUUAAAGUAAGUUUAUUUGUUCUUGCAUAUAUGCACAUUACAGAAAGAUCUGAAACAAACCAGUCUGGACAGACUAGGAGUUAAGUUGAAUACAGAAAAUGUCCUGUUUCACUUGAAAGAAAAGACCUACUUUUUAAAUGGACAGUAUCUUGUUUUAAAAAAAAAAAAGAAAAAGUUGACUUUUUGUUAUAAGUGACCUUUGUCUGGAAUGUCUGAAAAGUAGUAAAUGCUUUUUGGUAUCGAAGUAAUGGGUAACUAAAACGGACUUCCAUAGUGUUGACUGUAGGAGGGGCCUCUACAGUAUUGACUAUAUAUUUUUAUAAACUACUGGCAAGGGACUUAUCCAGUUGUUCUACACAUGUUUUCAGUUCUCUUCUGGGGCCACGCCCUGCAUUUGCAUGGAUGCAUGCACGCAUCGCCUAGUCAGCUCACGUAAAAAGCUGUUGCACUGGUAUUGACCUUGAACCUCUCUACUUCUCCACUUUCUAGAGCAGCGUUAGUUUAUUUGAGCACCUAACAUCUUCCACCACCACAACAGCUUGCCUCCAGGGAGGGAUUAGUCCUUUUGUCCUCCGGUUUUAGGGGAGCGAGGGAGCAUUAAAGCCCAUCGCUUUCUCUGUUCUCUGUAGGGUUCAGGUACAGUAGCCAAGGCAGAACCCCGAACUCCAAGGCUCUGUCAGUGUCGGACCUCUGGGGACUGGUAGUGGCCCUUACUCACCACCGUGUGUGUUCAUGGAUCAGUGUGAUCACCACAGGUGUGAGCAGGGGACCCAGCUUAUGGGAUGCAGUUUUGCCAUUGAAAGAAAGCUCAUUGAAGAAAAAUCCUACUAUGAAAAAGCAUUUUGAUCAUUUCAUUUCUGGGGGAUGACCUGAGGGAAGCUUUUAAAUAUUAAUUUCAAGCUUUCCUUAUCCUACAACUUUAAACAAAAGCUUUAAUUUCGUUUGCACUCCUGUUUUGAGCGUGUAACUGGAAAAGCAUGUCUUGCACUGUUCACACUUCUAAGCGGUCACUUUAACAACCUCCAGAUUGUGUGCAGUGGUUUCUUUCCCCACUUGUAUAUUUUUGAGACCUUCAACUAUUACUGUCCCCGUUUUAUGUUAAUGUACUAAAUUAUGUAGUUAUUAUUUGACUGAUAAGUUCUUUUAUCAACUGUCAACAACUGUUGCCUUGGGCUUCAGUUCUUUAAAAUAGGUUUAGGUGUAAUAUAGAAAAUUAUCCCUGUCCAGGUGGGAGUUUGACACCUGCAUAAAACCUAAGGUUUUGGUAAGUACCUUAGUUGAAUAAAAGCACAAGGUUACCGCCCUUUUUACCCGUCCACCAUGACACGGUUAUCCAUCCUUUAACCUCACCAAACAAAACUUUUUCUUACCCAUUUUUAAGAUUGUCCUUCCAUAAUACUGUCCUUAGAUUUUGAUCAAUUCUCUGUCUGACUUGGAAACUCCAUUUACAAUGUAGUAUGUUUUCAAUGAAAAAAAAGACAACAACCAAAAAAACUACCAUAUAACAUCCAAGUGUUUCAUGGUUUGUUGGGAAGGUAAUUUGAAAAUAAACAAUUUCCAAAAAACAUUUGUCAGCCAAGGUCAUCCAUAAAAGUCCCCGUCUGGAACUUGUUUUCUUGGCAGGUGUCAUUUUUGUAAUCCUAGGAUUUAGCCAUAUUGUCCUAACUCUGGAGCAGGCCUACUGGAAUACUCAUGGCCGUGAAUAGUCUGCCUUCCCGGUAAUGGGAAGACUCUAUUUAGAGUAACCAGGUAACAUGUUUACAGGUUUACAAAGUAGGAUCCUUACGCAUCAAAGGGAUACAACCUCAGAUGAUGAGCAGUUGUUCAUGAAUUAUUUAAAGUUCCUGGGUUUCUUUUUAAACUACACCUAGACACCCUAAAUGUAUGUAGAAUCUUCCAUUAGUUAGCAUGAGUAUUUGGCUUUCGUAGGAAGCAUCCACACUAUCAGAAGGUAGAUUUUCUGUUUCAAAAUCCACACUUAUACAGGAUUCGCUCGUAACUGUCCAGAAGGCCCAUGAGUUGCACUUGUUAAUGCACGAAUGUUCCGUAAGAGUAGGAGAAGAAAGCACUACAGUUCAGUCGUCUGUUUAAGUCUUAAAUCUGACCUAAGACAUCUUGCUAAAAAACACGUUAGGCUAUGGCCUUGACCGAUUUGAUAGCUGUUACACUUGCUUUGGGAUAGCAUAGUGGCAUUUAGGGUUCGACAGAUCACAAAUUAUUUGCAUCCGCUAAAACCGACAUGCCACGGGAAGGUUGCAGACUAGCCUCCCAAACGGGAACCAUCUUGCCGGGGGUUAGACACCAGCGGCUUCAGUGUCAUGUCCUGGAACGAGAUGCCAUGAGUUCCUCGGGUCCUCUUCCCUUGGCUGUCUCUCAGAGGAGGCUUCUCUGUGUUAGCGGGUCACUCCCACUUGUGACUCGAUUAUGGCGCAGCGCCCGCGACACAAACCCGAGGGGAAGAGGCGUCAGGAACGAGGAGGACUUGCCCCCACCUCACCCACCCAGGGCCCCCCGCGUCUCUCCCACAUGGACUUGGCUUGGUUUUCACGUAAUCGAAAUACGGAUUCUUUAGGACGUGAGGUUACAGAACCUGCUGCUUUUCAAGCUCCUUUGUCGCGGUGCAGAGCCUGGAGGUGACGAGGCAGACGCAGACGGAGCGUAAUGCAUCAGACUGUUUUAAAAACUGUCGGGCUGCCAUCUGGUCUAAAGCCACCGGUUUUAGAAGCAGCUUUGUUUUUGUUUUUUUUUUUGGUAAGACGUGCUUUUUGGAAUACUGAACUUUACAGGGGCUUGCCUUAAUCUCUAUUUAGUAGUUUCAAGGUGUAUGCGCUAUUAUUCUACUUGUUAAAAUGUUGAAAUAUUCUAUGUAGCCCCGAAGGUGGGUAAAACAGUAUGAGUCAUGCCUAAAUAAAUAAGCUAAAGGUGUCGCUAUA